AUGAAGCUGUUUGCCAAGCGAAAACGAACUGUAGAUGCGAAAGCGAAAUCUCGUUGCGAGACAUUCCAAUCUGACAAGCAAGUUGAGGAGCUGCUGAUACAGGAUCCGAGUACUUGGAACGCCAAACAGCGGCGUAUGAUCAACCGAUACCAAGACCGCAAAGCUACUGAAGCCACUGAGACUCUGACGGGCGCCACAGAUGGGGAAGCAUUGAUAAAAGAGACAAUUGACAGGAACGAGGCCAAACGACAAAGCAAAGUGUCAUCUGAUGAUGGAAUUAGGCUUCCUGAUGAAGGGAAUGAUGAAGCCGUAUCCGAGUCGAAAGAACUCGGAGACCUUGACAUUGAGUCUACAGGUGACGAUAAUACCGGUGCAACGAACAUAAAAGAUGAGAACAACGGAGUUGAUGAUGAGCUUCAACUUUUGUUGGAUAAGAUCAAUUCUAAGCAAAGACGGAAGAUCUCGAGAAGUGUAGAAAGGGGCGAGCUUUCUCCCGCAGAUGCCAAGAAAGAAGCACAGACUGUUCUGGCCGAAUCAAUUCCCAAGGAAGCUUCUCGUCCCUCGCAGGAUAUUGACCUAGAUAAACCAGAACCUCAUGCAGACGGAUCGCCUAAAAAGAAACGCCGGCGUAAAGGGGGUGAAAUAGAUUUGAGUAAGCUAUCCCCGGAAGAACGCCUACGUCGGGAAGACCAGCGUCGUCGCCAACAAGAAGCUGCAGAUCGUGCUGCCAGGGCACCUUCCGGACACAGCCACCCGUUGAACUCCGAACGACGGCGUGCCAAUCGCCGGAAACCGAAGUGGUCCAGAAAGCAAGCGGUAGCAGUAGGCAACGAACACGACUCGUCAGGUUACCAUAUGCGAAGAAAUCAAGACGUAGUGGUGAAGUAG
This is a messenger RNA of Phaeodactylum tricornutum CCAP 1055/1, 888 nucleotides long. RefSeq lists its product with no specific name. Bases 1 to 888 code for a protein of 295 amino acids. The record is from RefSeq and is a predicted model, not a curated record. The transcript has a single exon. Lineage: Eukaryota; Bacillariophyta; Bacillariophyceae; Surirellales; Neidiaceae.